ACGGAAGUACUUCCCUUCGACUUCCUGUUUUCAGCAUAGAAGCUCUUUAUUUAGCUAACUCUUUUUUUUCCGUUCUAUUUUAAACAAACUACUGAUUUCUUCUGAAACCCGUAUCUGUCUCACUCUGCAAAAUAAACAAAGACAUACUGGAUAAAAGAGUUUAGCCAAAAAAUAUAAUAAAAUUGACCGGUGUGUAAACUUCAAAUGAGCUCAAUAGUUAGCAUACUAGCUAUCGCUCGUUGAGAUGGCAGCCUCCAUUCCUGGUCCAAUUUCUGCUCCAAUUUUAAGUCAGAAGCAACGCAAGGCUGCUCAGCGCAAAGAGAGGAGACGGAGGAAACGUCAAGCUGUUGCCCAAGCCAGAGAGUCCGAUGUCCAGGGUGAAGCUGAAGAAGAGUGUACAGUUGAUGAGGAAAAUGGGGAGGAUACUGGCUUAACUGAGGAAGAAAGACUACAGUUGCAUAAGGAAUGGCUGGAAAGAGAGAGGCUGGCCCAGGAGGAGUUUAGGUUAAGGGUGGAGAGGGAAGAAACUGCACGCAAAAAAAAGGAAGAAGAAGAGCGGAUGAUAAAGGAGGAAUGGGAGGCCCAGCAGAAGAGAGAACAAGAGGAGAAGGAGCAGAAGCUUCAGGAGAGGCGGGACAGAGAGGAAGCUGUUCAGAAAAUGCUGGAUGAAGCAGAAAAUCAGCUUGAACAUAAAGGACCAUGGAUGAACCCUGAGGCUCCUGUGAACAUGAACUUUGAGAAUUAUGGAACAGAGCGUGAUGUUGCCAACUGUCCUUUCUUUCUGAAGACCGGAGCUUGUCGAUUUGGAGAAAGAUGUUCUCGGAAGCAUGUCUACCCCACAUCCAGCCCGACUCUCAUGAUCCGUGGCAUGUUUAUGACCUUUGGGAUGGAGCAAUUGCGGCGCGACGAUUAUGACAUGGACGCUUGUUUAGAGCACAGUGAGGAGGACCUGCACGAGUCUUUCCUUGAGUUUUACCAUGACGUUCUCCCUGAGUUUAAGAGUGUUGGCAAGGUGGUGCAGUUCAAGGUCUGCUGCAAUUACGAACCACACCUGAAAGGCAAUGUUUAUAUUCAGUUUGAGACAGAUGAUCAGUGCAAGGAGGCGUUAAUGAAGUUUAAUGGGAGGUGGUACGCAGGCAGGCAGCUUCAGUGUGAAAUAUCUCCUGUUACACGGUGGAAGAAUGCUAUAUGUGGUCUGUUUGACAGACGUAAGUGUCCUAAAGGGAAACACUGUAACUUCCUGCAUGUGUUUCGAAACCCUGGCAAUGAAUUCUGGGAGGCAGACAGGGAUCUGCAUCUCUCCCCCAACCGAAACCCCCAGAGCAGUCGCAGAGACGGUUGGUACUCGGAACGAUCCAGAGAACGCUCAUCGAGGUACAGCCGCUACAGCAGAAGCCCAGUUCGAUCGGAGAGGUCUCGCAGCAGACGGGAAAGUGACAGGCACAGAAGCAGGAGCAGGGAGGUUAGGAGCCCCCACCGAGACAAAGGAUCUGCCAGAUCUCGGCACAGCGACAAGGGGGCGGACAGGUAUCGGAGCAGAAGCAGGGAGAGGAGGAAGAGGAGCCGAAGUAGAGACAGGGGGUCUAAAUAUAGGGAUAACAGUGAAGAGGGAGACUGUGGAGAUGAAGAACCUCACACAGAAGCAAGAGCAAAGUUACGAAGUACAAGCAGAGAAAGGAAAAGGAAGAAGCGAAGUAGAGACAGGAGCUCAAAGAAACCAGAUAAAAGUAAGAAAUCGACUGCAGAUGAGAACACACCGAGCUUCCAAAAACGCUCUAAAAAAAGGAAAAAGAGCAAGAAGAAGCACAAGAGGAAAAGCCCGAAGUCUGAUUCAUCUGCAGAGUCCAACACGGAGAACCAGUCUGACGAAGAGGCUGCGGAUCAUCCUUCAGCACAAAGUUCGAGUGAAGACGUCAAUGAAACGGAGACAACUCAGGAGAAAAGUGUUGAGAAUGAUUUAAAUUCUGAGACAAAACUUGAGAGUGAACUGGCUAGAAAUGGCCCCACUUGUGAAUGAUUGUUUUUCAUCUGCAGAUAUGUUAGCCUUUGUCAUGGCGCUGUUUUAGUCAUCCUUUUGUUCUAGAACGUUAUGCAUCCAUCUGGGAAAAGAGGUCCUAUCAUUCUCAGUCUGUAAAAGCACUUUCCACAAUAGAUCUGUGUUAAAACAGUGUUGUUUCAAAUAAAUACUGAAUUACGGCA
Messenger RNA from Oryzias latipes (Japanese medaka), 2199 nucleotides. RefSeq names its product zinc finger (CCCH type), RNA-binding motif and serine/arginine rich 2 (gene zrsr2). NCBI's taxonomy places the organism in Eukaryota, Metazoa, Chordata, Actinopteri, Beloniformes, Adrianichthyidae. The record is from RefSeq and is a predicted model, not a curated record. Gene Ontology annotation, molecular function: RNA binding; metal ion binding. Gene Ontology annotation, cellular component: U2AF complex. Gene Ontology annotation, biological process: mRNA splicing, via spliceosome.